This is a messenger RNA of Jaminaea rosea, 549 nucleotides long. RefSeq lists its product as hypothetical. The record is from RefSeq and is a predicted model, not a curated record. Lineage: Eukaryota; Fungi; Basidiomycota; Exobasidiomycetes; Microstromatales. The transcript has 4 exons. Bases 27 to 506 code for a protein of 159 amino acids.
CCUCUGACUACGCCACUGCACCCACGAUGCGUCCUCUUCCCAAGCACCUGCCAUUGCCCUGGACGCUCGCUCCCCUGCUCCUUCUCACCUCACUCGUCGUGGCCACCCACCACGUUUGCACCUGGAAGGAUGCCGGUCCUGAUUCUCCAGCGACGUACUGGUAUGAACACUAUUGCACCGCGACACCUCAAGUCAGCAACGACUCGCAUGCAAGGUACUAUUGCCCCAAGAAUCAAGGCAAUGGGGACUUCGUGGCUGACUAUGGGUAUUUGAAGGCGGAGACGAUCAAUUUUGCAAGCCCUUGUUCAUUCAAUGGCUACUUCAAGUUUCGACAUGACUGCCACUGGCCGUACAUAGGCGUCUGCAUCGGCGAGGCCGGCCCAACAGUGGACGAGUCGAAAAUCUCAUGCCUCUACAUGAGUUCGAAAGACGAUUGCGAAUGGCCCGAUCGAUUUCCCGCGGGAACGUACCCAGCCAAGGUUGACAUCUGGAGGAAGAGCUUUUAGUGUCUGAGUCUUGAGGGAGGGUGUCGCGCCACUACGAGAGACU